GUACACAUUCCAUUCUUCUGUAUCCAUGGUGCCGGAAAACGCCGAUUCUCCCGCUCCGUCGAUGGGGAACUCGGUGAUUCCCCUAAUGAACAAGCUCCAGGACAUCUUCGCCCGGCUCGACGGCCAGCCGCCGAUUGAGCUGCCGCAGGUAGCCGUCGUUGGGAGCCAGAGCAGCGGCAAAUCCAGCGUCCUGGAAUCUCUCGUCGGCCGCGACUUCCUGCCUAAAGGUUCCGACAUUUGCACUCGCCGCCCUAUCGUGCUUCAGCUCAUCCAGACUAAACGGAAUCCUAACGGCGCCGAUGAGGAGUGGGGACAGUUCCUCCAUCUCCCUGGCUUUAGAUUCUACGAUUUCAGUGAAAUUCGUAGAGAAAUUCAGGCUGAGACUGAGAGGGGAGCAGGAGCAAACAAAGGUGUUUCAGACAAAAAGAUUACCUUAAAAAUAUUCUCCCCAAACGUUCUGGAUAUCACUCUGGUUGAUUUGCCAGGCAUAACAAAGGUGCCUGUCGGGGAUCAGCCUUCUGACAUUGAAGACCAGAUCAGGAAAAUGAUACUGUCAUAUAUUGACAAUCCAAGCUGCUUGAUACUGGCUGUUACGCCGGCUAAUUCUGACUUAGCUAAUUCAGAUGCCAUUCAGAUUUCUAGAAGUGCAGACCCGGAUGGGGAUCGAACCAUUGGUGUGAUUACAAAGUUAGACAUUAUGGACAGAGGCACAAAUGCUCGCAAUUUUUUGCUCGGGAAAGUAAUUCCACUUCGUCUCGGUUAUGUUGGGGUUGUAAAUCGUAGCCAAGAGGAUAUACUGAUGAAUAGAAGUAUAAAGGAUGCACUUGCUGCUGAGGAAGAGUUCUUUCAUAGACGUCCGAUUUAUAGUGAUCUUGCUGAUUGCUGUGGGGCAUCUCAGUUGGGAAAAAAGUUAAAUAAGAUUCUUGCACAACACAUCAAAACACGCCUUCCAGAAUUGAAGUCAUGUAUUAGUGCUGCACUUGCUUCUGUUGUUAAAGAACAAACUAGCUAUGGAUAUGUUGCUGAGGAAAAGGGUGAUAUGAAAAAACAACUCCUCAACAUUCUUUCGAAGUAUUCCAAAGCUUUUUUGUCGAUGAUAGAAGGAAGAAAUGACGAUGUGUUGACAUCAGAGAUCUAUGGUGGAGCAAGAAUCCAUUACAUUUUCCAGAACAUAUUUGUGAAGAGUCUUGAGGUAAUAAGACGCGGCCAAUAGAAACUUUGUAUUUCUUUGAUUUUCAACACAUGCAGCCCUUAUUAAUAAAAGUGUAUGAUAAAUUCCAUGGACAUCACUGUUCGCUAACUAAUUGCGAA
Molecule: messenger RNA, 1311 nt
Organism: Cuscuta campestris
Lineage: Eukaryota; Viridiplantae; Streptophyta; Magnoliopsida; Solanales; Convolvulaceae
Source: the annotation of a GenBank genome assembly